CCAGGCAAAGAGCUGCAGGAGGAGGAGGAGCAACACCGGAAACACAAGAAGGUUGACGUCAUUUUCCAGAAGUGAAAAGUUAAAUUGUGAGAGCAGCAGCAGAGCUGCAGUCGAGUCCUGUUUGUCUCUAAAAGAAGAUUCACCGAGUCCAUCAGGCUCCUCUCAGCAACACUGAGUGCAGACAUGUCUGCUUCCAGCAAUCUACAAUCUGAAGAUCAGUUUCUGUGCUCCAUCUGUCUGGAUGUGUUCACUGAUCCAGUCAGCACAUCAUGUGGACACAACUUCUGUAAGAAAUGCAUCACUCUGCACUGGGACAUGAAUCAGAGCUGUCAGUGUCCCAUGUGUAAAAAGGUGUUUAAUAUCAGACCUGAGCUUCAUGUUAACACCUUCAUCUCUGAGGUGGUUGCUCAGUUCAGACGUGAAGCUGAGCAGAAAGCCAGCAGCAGCAGCUCAGAGCAACAAGCUGCCAAACCAGGAGAAGUUCCCUGUGACGUCUGCACCAGAACCAAACUGAAGGCCCUGAAGUCCUGCCUGGCGUGUCUGACGUCCUACUGUUUGACUCACCUGGAGCCUCAUCUGACAGCUUCACGUCUGAAAAGACAUCAGCUGGUGGAGCCUGUAGAGGACCUGGAAGGCAUGAUGUGUAUGAAGCACGAUAAACCUCUGGAGCUGUUAUGUAAGAGCGACCAGACAUGUGUCUGCAUGCUCUGCCCUGUUUUAGACCACAAGAACCACGAGUUUGUUCCUCUCAGAGAAGAAUAUGAAGGAAAGAGGGCAGAGCUGGGGAAGAUAGAGGCUGAAAUUCAGCAGAUGAUCCUGAAGAAACGACUGAAGGUUCAGGAGAUCAGAGAGUCAGUGAAGAUGAGCAAAGAUGCUGCAGACAGAGAGAAAGCAGAAGGUGUUCAGGUCUUCACUGUUCUGAUGGAGUCUGUUGAGAGAGGCCUGAAGGAGCUCAUAAAGGAGAUCGAAGACAAACAGGAAACAACAGAGAAACAGGCUGAAGGUUUCAUCAAGGAUCUGGAACAGGAAAUCUCUGAACUGAUGAGGAGAAGCUCUGAGGUGGAGCAGCUCUCACGCUCUGAAGACCACCUCCACCUCCACCUUCUCCAAAACUUCCUGUCCCUGAAAGCUGCUCCACCCACCAAGGACUGGACAGAGGGCAGUGUCCAUCCACCAUCAUAUGAGGGGACUGUGGUGAGAGCUGUGGCUCAGCUGGAGGAGACACUCAGGAAACACAUGAAGAAGAAGCUGUUUGAGGCUGAGCUGAAGAGGGUCCAGCAGUAUGCAGUGGAUGUGACUCUUGAUCCUGAUACAGCACAUCCUAAACUCAUCCUGUCUGAUGAUGGAAAACAAGUGUAUCAUGGUGAUGUGAGGAAGAAUCUUCCAGACAACCCAGAGAGAUUUUCUUACUGUGUUUGUGUUUUAGCAAAGCAGAGUUUCUCUUCAGGCAGAUUUUACUUUGAGGUUCAGGUUAAAGGAAAGACUGCCUGGGAUUUCGGGGUGGCCACAGAGUCCAUCAACAGGAAGGGAUACAUCACACUGAGUCCUCAGAAUGGUUUCUGGACUGUGUGGCUGAGAAAUGGAAACAGGUACAGAGCUCUUAUUGGAUCUCCACUCCCCCUCUAUCUUCAGUCUGGUCCUGAGAAGGUGGGGGUGUUUGUGGAUUAUGAUGAGGGUCUGGUCUCCUUCUAUGAUGUAGAUGCUGCAGCUCUGAUCUACUCCUUUACUGGCUGCUGCUUCACUCAGAAACUCCACCCAUACUUCAGUCCCUUUUUGAAUCAGGGUGGUAAAAACUCUGCUCCUCUGAUCAUCUGUCCUGUCAAUCAAACUGAGUCAAUCAGCGACUGAUUUGAUUUGAUGAACUGAUUGAUUUUUAUUGAAGGGAACAAAUGAACAUAUUCAGUGUGAAUACUCUACAGUUUCCAUGUUUUCUCUAGAAUCUGAUUCUCAUAGAAUUUGAUGCAAAAAGAAGAAAAGUUGAAUCAGGAAAUUUUCCCACUAAUCGAGACUCGAGCUGAAAACAAAACAUCAGAAUAAAUGUCAGAAAGCUUCAUUAAAGAAUAAAGUUUGUUAAAUGCUGUUAGUGGAUACAGAAACGUGUUGUUGUUAUACGGAGCAUUCAGAGCUCAGCUGAUGUCGGCUACACAGAGCUUUGGUUACUUUGGGUCUGUGAGGAUUUCUGAUCUGUUCAGUGAAACCUGAUAAGAUGGGAUAAUAUUCAAAGAAUUAUGUAAAUAUUCAUAAACCCAUUUUUCCUUCUCCAGCUGAUGGUCCCUCAGCUCUCAGCUGAGCCCUUUUCUGUGUCUCAGACACUUUUGUAAAAUCUUUAUACAUUUAAUCUUAAGUCAGAUAUUCAAGGACUAGUUUUACUGACCUCCCUCCUCCACAUAUUUUAAUCUUCAAGUUGUUUGGUUUUUAACUUUCCUAAUCAAUAGUCAAAUCCUAAUAUGUAUUACUAUAUUUGAUGGAACAGAAUAAAUAUUUGCAAGUUCA
Archocentrus centrarchus (flier cichlid) is the source of this 2493-nucleotide messenger RNA. Its product is annotated as E3 ubiquitin-protein ligase TRIM21-like. Lineage: Eukaryota; Metazoa; Chordata; Actinopteri; Cichliformes; Cichlidae. The coding region runs from base 184 to 1848 and encodes 554 amino acids. The transcript has 2 exons. Gene Ontology annotation, molecular function: protein binding; zinc ion binding. The record is from RefSeq and is a predicted model, not a curated record.